AUGUCUUGGCUCUUCGGCAACAAGAGUCAACCCCCAAACGUUCCCGGUUUCCCACAGGUACCGCAGCCGCCGCCCCCUGGAGGUCCUGAUGGGGGAGACAAGAGGAAGGAUAGUAAGAUGGAGUAUUCUUUUGAUUCGUCAGCCUUGGAGAGGGCAGCUAAAGCUGCCAAGGAGUUGGAGAAUUCAAAACAUGCCAAAGAUGCACUACUGCUGAUACAGGAGCAGGAACGGGCCAAGGCUAUAGAGGCACAGAAACAAAUCAAGGAAUAUGAGGCCCACAUAGAACAGUUAAAGCUGGAACAGGUGCGGGUUGCAGCUGAGGAAAGGAAGAAGUUAAUGGCAGAGGAGGCCAAACAGCACCAGUACAAGGCACAGUAUGACGACCAGUUAGCCCGCAAGCGUUACGAGGACCAGCUGGCACUGCAGGCCAGAAUGAAUGAGGAGAAUCUCAGGAAACAGGAGGAGUCGAUCAAGAAACAAGAAGCCAUACGCAUUGCCACCAUGGAAAAGGAAGCAGAAUUGAGGCACAAACACGACAUGUUGAGAAUUGAGGCAGAGAUGCGAGGCAGAGCAAAAAUGGAGCGGGAAAACUGGGAUAUAACAAAAGAGCAAAUCAAACUGAAAGCUGCAGAAGACAGAAAAACCAAAUUAGAAGCUAUCAACUCAUACAGUCAAGUUGUGGGGAUGGGGUUGACAGCCUUCCUAAAUAACUGGAGUAUGAUAACCGCAUUUGCAGGCGGAGCCACUUUAGUUGUUGGGGGUUACUAUGGUGUCAAAUACAGUUUUGGCCUAGUUUUCCGGGCUGUUGAAAACAGAUUAGGAAAGCCAGCAUUGGUCCGGGAAACAUCCCGUUUCACUGUAGGUUCGGCUUUUAAACACCCGAUCAAGACCGUUGCACAGUUAGUAAAGAGGCCUGAAGAUCCAAUGAAAGGGAUUAUUUUGAAGCCUUCCUUAGAAGAAAGACUCAGAGAUAUUGCCAUAGCAACAAGGCACACAAAGAAAAAUGGUGGCUACUUCAGAAACAUCCUGAUGCAUGGUCCUCCUGGAACUGGGAAAACAAUGUUUGCCAAGAGCUUGGCCAAACACUCAGGAAUGCAUUACGCUAUACUUACCGGUGGUGAUGUUGCUCCAUUAGGGAAGGAGGGAGUCACGGCCAUUCACAAAGUCUUUGACUGGGCACACACAAGCCGCAAGGGAGUGGUGCUGUUUGUUGAUGAGGCCGAUGCUUUCCUGAGAAAGAGAAGCACGGAACACAUCAGUGAAGAUAUGAGAGCAGCACUAAAUGCAUUUCUGUACAGAACUGGAGAGCAGUCUCAGAAGUUUAUGUUAGUUCUGGCUAGCAACCAGCCAGAGCAGUUUGACUGGGCCAUCAACGAUCGGUUGGAUGAGAUGGUUGAGUUUCAGAUUCCCAGCUUUGAGGAGCGGGAGCGGCUGGUGAGGCACUACUUCCAGAAAUUUAUCCUUGAGCCAGCGGCAUCAAAGUCCAGUCGUCUUCGAGUAGCAGAAUUUGACUAUGGUAAAAAAUGUGCAGAGAUUGCAGAGAAGACAGAAGGACUGUCAGGCCGAGAAAUUUCCAAGUUGGGCGUAGCCUGGCAGGCACGCGCUUACGCAUCAGAAACUGGUGAGCUCACAGAGGCGAUGAUAGAUGACAUAGUCAAAGACGCAGUAGAACAGCACAAGAAGAAAGUAGAAUGGCAACAAGGGGCGUCAGUCUCUGAUGUCUUCUACAGGUCCAGUAGAGUUAUGCCCAUUGGCCUGCCACCUAUUCCAGCCAUUAUGGAGUCCCCAGCCAAGACCACAGUGCAGACAGAGGCCUCUGCCCCAUCACAGCCAACAGGUGGAGGUCACAGUACAUGA
Candidula unifasciata is the source of this 1857-nucleotide messenger RNA. Lineage: Eukaryota; Metazoa; Mollusca; Gastropoda; Stylommatophora; Geomitridae. The record is from the annotation of a GenBank genome assembly.